Bathycoccus prasinos is the source of this 1992-nucleotide messenger RNA. RefSeq names its product COG1064: Zn-dependent alcohol dehydrogenases (ISS). Bases 1 to 1992 code for a protein of 663 amino acids. The record is from RefSeq and is a predicted model, not a curated record. The transcript has a single exon. NCBI's taxonomy places the organism in Eukaryota, Viridiplantae, Chlorophyta, Mamiellophyceae, Mamiellales, Bathycoccaceae.
AUGAACACGUGCGUUAUAUCCGAUCUGCCUCCUCUCAACAACUCAUCGUCUUUGCGUUUUUUUACCAUCCUCGCAUCGAAAGAAGGGGCGCUGGCGAAAAAAAACACAUCGUCGUCGUUCUCCUUGGAAGACGUGGAAGAGGUGGAAGAAGAGGAGGAGGAAUUUAACGACGAGGAAGAAGAAAUAGAUGAGGAGGAGGAGGAGGACGACGACGACGACGACGAGACAGAACGACGAUGGAUGGAAGACGAGAGGAUAACGAACGCGACGCGCAUCGACGUGCGCGAGUUGACCGAUACGCUCUACGACGAGAACACAAACGAAAUAAACUUAACCACCGCGCGAAGUAAAUCGUAUUUGAAAAAAAUACAAAUGCAAGGGGGAAGCAGCAACCAGAGCACGGAAGAAGAGAGCAAGAGUUGUUCCAAGGAAGUGCGGGAGGAGGAAAGAACUCUGAUCAUUUUUUAUGAGCCAGCAGAAACGAGCGAAGAAGACGAAGAGGAAGAGAAGAAUACAUCAGAUAAAGAUGCAAAUAACAAUGAUACUAAUACUAAUAGAAGUGAGAAGAACGAAAACAACGCUCGUCGUCGCGCUCGUCGUCGACAACGAAAUAGGUCCGUAUUCGUUCCGUUUUACAUCGCGCACGUGUUCAGAAGAUGUGGGCACACGGGGCCGAUAAAAGUGCUCCUGAAGGAGGAGAAGAAGAAGAAGAGGCGAGGGUCGACGAAAGAAGAAGACGAAGAGGAAGAGGCGAGGAGAAGCGUUUCCUCGGUCUCGGGAAUAUACGAUGAAAGGAUAGCAUCGGUGUAUGAUUUGUUGCAAAAUUUAACGACGCAGCGACUUCAAGUUAUCGAUACGCGCUCGGAAGCUUUGUUUCUCGGUAAAGUGCGCCGGGGGGCGAAGACUGGUCCUUCUUCAAAGAACGGCGGCGUCGACAGAGCCGGUCACAUUCCAAGCUCUAUAAAUGUACCUCACUCGCGAUUGCGACCGUUUGAUAACGAACAUAAUAUUGCGAUAUUUGAAGAUCGUGGGGUUGAUAUGAGCGCCCCUUGCGCAGUUAUAGGCGAACAAAGGUGUUCAAGUGCGCCUUUCGUGGCGGCUAUGUUGGAAAACCUUGGCUUGAAAGAAGUCUUCAUCGUCGAAAGCGGGGUGCGCGCGUGGAGGUGCGAGGAUGGUGGUUCCUAUCCUUUAUUCAAUCCAAGGACCGACAGCUCAUCCAAGGGUCGAGUUCUCGUUUGGAGCGUCACGAGAGGACGUUCAACGGCUUUAGAGCGAGCUUUCGCGCAGCACCCAAAAAUCAUGGUCAUGCACGAACUUUUGACCGAACCGUAUUUGAAAGAAAAUACGCCAGACAAUUACGAAAAGAUAAAAAAUGGACAGCAGACAUUAAACGUAUCCUCGAGCGGUUGCUCGUAUGCGUCCGUGAUGGAACUCAUGAUGACUGAUUAUUCCUCGCAAGGAAAACCAUAUUAUUUAUGCAAAGAGCUCUCUUGUUAUUUCGAUGAGGAGAAGUGCACCGAUGAAUGGCUUCUAAGCUUUCAUCACGUCAUUCUGGUUCGAAACCCAAGCGAUGCGCUGAAAUCUUUCUAUCGAGUAGGUCUCAAUAAUGCAGUUGCGGAAUCGUUAUAUUUCGAUCCGUCUGAAUCUGGAUUCAAAGAGUGUCAAAAGAUUGUGGAGAGAUUGGAUAGGAUUAAAGGAAAGUAUAUGGUCGUGGACGCUGAUUUAGAUUUAAUGGCUAAUCCGGAAGGGACUCUGAAGCAGAUUUGUGCGUUUUCCUCGAUUGCGUUCAGUAAAAAUAUGCUUUCGUGGGAACCGAAAGAACUCGAUUCCUGGAAAAAGUUCCGCGGCUGGCACACCGACGCCGUCAACUCAACGGAAUUAAAAGCACCAGUACGGAGCGAAUCUUUCGAGCUAGCAGACUAUCCGAAAGAAGUGUUCACCGCCGUCGAAGAAGCCAUGCCGUACUAUACUUUCUGCAUAAAAAGAAGAUGA